Messenger RNA from Pelmatolapia mariae (spotted tilapia), 2133 nucleotides. RefSeq names its product claudin 23-like (gene cldn23l). The coding region runs from base 536 to 1279 and encodes 247 amino acids. NCBI's taxonomy places the organism in Eukaryota, Metazoa, Chordata, Actinopteri, Cichliformes, Cichlidae. The record is from RefSeq and is a predicted model, not a curated record. Gene Ontology annotation, biological process: bicellular tight junction assembly; cell adhesion. Gene Ontology annotation, molecular function: structural molecule activity. The transcript is spliced from 3 exons. Gene Ontology annotation, cellular component: plasma membrane; bicellular tight junction.
CAUCCAGAGAGAAAGUGGGAUAGCGGGGAAGAGAAGCAGACAGCUGAGGAAGCAGCUAGGGGGGAAAAAAGAGGAGGGGGCAGACACAAGGACACAGACAUGAAGACAGAGGAAACUGGGAUGCAGAGGCAAGUGGAGAAAUUUUUAAAGCAAGGGCAGAUGAGAAGAAAGAGGGAGAAAGAACAAUAAAGAAGUCGUCGCACCAUAUGCUCCCACAGAGAGAAACAUGUUAGCCAUUCAGACGACAGCAGGGAGGCAGCCAGCGAUCUGCAGUGAGAUACAAACAACCCCUCCUGAAUGGCAGUCAGAAUGAAGAGCCUGCAGAUUAAACACAGGAGACUUUCGUUUAAGAGAGCAGAGUAAACCACACCAAGAUUUGACCAGCAGGCAAUGUUUCUGUCUGGAGAAACACCCACUGUUAUUUGUCUUUUGUAAAAUAUUCGUAGCACACUGAACACUGGUACUGUACUAUUUUUAUAGAAAAAAAUUUAGCUAUAUGACUUUUCCUGACAAGCUGGAUUUGUGAGAACAAAAGAUGCACACUCCAGCCUCAAUGGUGAUGGGGAUCGUUUUUGCCCCCUUGGGUUUGGUCCUAGUCUUCACUGCUGCCAUCACCCCCCAGUGGAGAGAGGGACAGGCACGUUUGGGAAUGGCAGGACCGGGAAGUCUGCUCCGGUCAGGAACAAAAAGUCAUGGGACCAGGUCCAGUUCAGUGGAGGCACUGAUCUUGUUGCGCUCUGACGGACUAUGGGAGAGCUGCCUGCAGGUGGAGCGCUCUGACUUGAGGCAGUGCUGGCCUGUGGCUGGUCCGUAUCAGAGAGACCCCAGGGUUCGUCUGGCACAGGGUUUGGUGCUAACCUCCUUGUUCCUGUGCGGCACUGGCAUUGUCCUGGCUUGUAUCGGGGUCCGAUGCUGGGCAGAUCUCCCUCUGAGAGGUGUAGCAGCCUCAGGAGGACUUCUGGUGGUGACAGCAGGGCUGCUGAGCCUGACUGCGUUAGGGGUUUACACCCACAACCUUAAAAGACUCGGGAUGGAUCCAAGUCAAAGGAUUCAUAACCCACGGUACCCACACCUCAACUUGCAUCCAGCUGGCUCGCUUUACUUUGGGUGGCUGGGUUCGUGUCUACAGGUGUUGGGAGGCGCCGCUUUGCUUUUCAGUUUCAAACGACCACGAUGCCCAACCUGCCCAUCUAGGCAUGAGCUAUCUGUCUCUCCCUGCCACUCAUGUCCAGAAAUGACCAACAAGCCUGACAUGGAUGUAUAUGAAGUUAGUUGUUAGAAGCUUGUCCAACAUUUUAAAACUUGUAAGAAAGCGUCGACAGAAAAGAGAAAAAAUUUGCAUUAAGGGCACUUUCUAAACCCCUUUUUAUCUUUUCAGUGUGUAGCUUAUGUAAUGAAAAGUCAUAAAUUCAUAAAUGACUGUGGACUACCAGACAUUGCUGCUUAGUAAUGAACUGUCAUGCAGGUUUAAACAUAAUGGAUGUAGCUCUCCUUUAACACAGGAACAAACAUGAUCUGGGGGUGUAAAUAAAAACAAAUGGAUGAAUGUCACGUUAGAAAAAGAUUCAACAUCACGCUGCCUUUAAAUGCAACAUGUGGUGAAACACGAUUGAAGUAUUGCUUAGUGUUGCCUUUACAUUGUAGCCAUGCAUUUGUACUGUUAAGAAAAAAAUUGUCUGAACAGAACUGUGAAUCAUAGAUGAUGCCAGGUGAAGCCUAAAAAAAUGGCUUAAAUUCUUAAGAUCAUCACACUCGGUUUCAUCUGUAUUAAGUUGGUUGUUAACAAAAAAAAAAGCUUUACAUUUAUAUCUGUGAAGGUUCUCAGUCAUCCAGGUCAUCGUAGUCAAAGGAGUUUGCAAAGAAAAGCGUCUGGACUUCUUUAAGUUGCUUGAAGACGUUUCACCUCUCAUCCGAGAAGCUUCUUCAGUUCUAACAUUUAUAUGUGAUAUCCUGUUUUGUUGAUGAAUUUGUUGCUCUUGAGCACAGGAGGAGUUUUCACUGGGUAACAUUAUAUUUCUGGAAUAAGAUGAGCAGCACGAAGAUUAAAGAAGGCAUAACAGGAAGAUAUACAAAAGGGUAUUUUCUAUUCCUUGCAAAUGACUUGUUUGUGUUGUCAUUUCGUGCUCAUAUUUG